Molecule: messenger RNA, 363 nt
Organism: Ostreococcus lucimarinus CCE9901
Lineage: Eukaryota; Viridiplantae; Chlorophyta; Mamiellophyceae; Mamiellales; Bathycoccaceae
Exons: 1
Coding region: 1-363 (120 amino acids)
Biological process (GO): DNA-templated transcription; termination of RNA polymerase III transcription
Cellular component (GO): RNA polymerase III complex
Molecular function (GO): zinc ion binding; DNA-directed RNA polymerase activity; nucleic acid binding
Source: RefSeq, a predicted model, not a curated record
AUGCUCACCUUUUGCCCGACGUGCGCGAAUCUGUUGCUCCUCGAGCGCGGCGCCGCGGACGCGUCGACGUCCGGCGCCGGCGCGGGCGUCGGCGGCGCCGUCCGGCUGCGCUGCGCGUCGUGCCCGUACGCGUACGACGUCGUCGACGGCGUGAAACAGCGCGUGGACGCGCGAAAGAAGACCGUGGACGACGUCUUGGGCGGCGACGACGCGUGGCGAAACGUGGAUAAGACGUCGGCGACGUGCCCGGGGUGCGCGCACGACGAGGCGUACUUUAUGCAGAUACAAAUCAGGAGCGCGGACGAGCCGAUGUCGGUGUUUUACAAGUGCGUCAAGUGCGCGAGGCAGUGGCGCGAGGGAUGA